This is a messenger RNA of Loa loa (African eye worm), 11652 nucleotides long. RefSeq names its product cytoplasmic dynein 2 heavy chain 1. The transcript is spliced from 83 exons. Gene Ontology annotation, cellular component: dynein complex. Gene Ontology annotation, biological process: microtubule-based movement. Gene Ontology annotation, molecular function: dynein light intermediate chain binding; minus-end-directed microtubule motor activity; dynein intermediate chain binding. The record is from RefSeq and is a predicted model, not a curated record. Lineage: Eukaryota; Metazoa; Nematoda; Chromadorea; Rhabditida; Onchocercidae. Bases 1 to 11604 code for a protein of 3867 amino acids.
AUGGAUACAUUACAUGCAGUUAUUUCUCUCUGCGAACAAUGGAAAUUUGCAAUUACAACACUAAUUGAGCAAUGGAAGCAAGAUAUUGAUAAUCCAUGGAAGGGUGACAGAUCAAUGAUUUUAGCUUUUGAAAUUCUUCAAAAAUAUGCUGAUAAGAUUUUAUCGUUGAAAUUAUUGAGCAAUCAAAUGAAUGAAUUAAUGGGAGAUAAAAGUGGAAAAAAAGAAAUAGAACAAAUUAUUCGAAAUGUUUUUGGUACAAUGCCUAUAUUUACCUAUAAUACCGCAAUGGAGCAAAAUUGGAAAACUAAAUUAUGGGAAGCAGAACGAUCCAUCGGACCAAUUGUGGAAAGAGCAUUACCUGUUUUGAGGAAACGCUUACAUUUUAAUCAACUCACUGAUGAUGCUGCAAUUACUAAUUUGAUCAAAUUUAAGCAUUUUUUAAAUUGCCAAAGUAUCAAAGAGAAACUUUCCAUGGAAAGGGAAACAUUACUUGGUCGUUUGGCAAAUGCGGUCGAAACGCAAAAACGUGAAGUAAUAGAACGAAUUGCAACAAAUGAUAUACCAAUUGGGCAAUAUCUCACGGAAAUUGCUACUAAACUUAUUUGGAUUCGACGAGAAAUUAAUAAGGUUGAAAAUAUCAAAAUUGUAUGCGACGAAUUGCUAAAUGAUUUAACAAGUUAUAAAAUAAUAGAAGCGAAAAUUCAAAAUACAAUUGACGAAAUGCAUUCAUUGGAAUCGGAUUCUUUUAGUAUUUGGUGCCAAGAAAUGAUUCAAAUUGUCAGCAAUUCGGCAAACUCAGUUACACUUGAAACAAGUGGUAAGCUAAUGAGUAUCGAACAGAAAAGUGGUAAUUUGAUUGUCAACUACAGCGAUCGUUUAGUGCGACUUCUUAGAGAAGUACGUCAGCUAAUAGGUCUUGGUUUUGCUAUACCGCGGAAAAUUAUUGAAUGUGCUAAUACCGGUGAGCAAUUCUACAAAUAUGCCAUCGUUCUUAAACAGGUAGCACAUUUUUAUAAUUCGGUGGAUCAACAAAUGCUUCCGUGCCAGCAGGCAAUGAUGUUAGACGAAGCUUUAGCUUUCGAAAAAUUACUACUAUCUGGAAAGAAAGGUGAAACAACAACAAAUACGGUUAGCUGGAAUAAUCCAAAGCAUCUUCAAGAAUUCAUUGAGAAGUUACAGGCAGCUGCUGAACGCUUAACUUUGCAUAAUAGACGAUUACGAAAAGCACACAGUGAAAUUUGCGACAAAAUAAAGCAGCUGAUGAAUUUGGAUCUUCUCAAGGAAAUCAGUAAGUGGAAGGAUGUUAUGGGUGAAAUACGAAAUAAAAUAGCGGAGCAAGAACGAAGUAUCGGUAAUCGAAAUAAUAUGAUACCGUGGUUAUCACACUGGGAUCGUCAACUUUAUAAGACACUACAGUUGCAAUAUCAAUGGGGUAUUGAAAGUCUUCAUACGCAAAUCCCGUUAAUUCAAGUCCAGCUAGUGUUUAAGGAUCAACAACUUGAAUUACGGCCACCAUUGGAGGAAAUUCGUGCAAAAUAUUAUCGAGAAUUACGGAAGUUCAUUAGCAUUCCACAGAAAUUUCGUGGUGUUCAAGAGAUUGAAAAAGCCAAUGAAUUAUUCGCGAAAAUGAUCGAACACAAUGCGAGUCGAUUUUGGAGUGUUUAUGAAAAAGCCGAACAACUAUUCGAGAAACUUGUUAAUGUAGGAAAUGAGUUUGAGAACUGGAUUGUUGUGGGCCAAGUUGAUUUGGAAAGCUUAAUUACAAAACAUUUCAAACGAGCUGCAGACUGGGAAAAUCAAAUCAAACUGCUGAAAGGGAAAGGACGCGAUGCGGAGAAAUUACCAAGUGAAGUAAGAUUGGAAUGUAUUCUUGUUUUAACAUCAGCCGUUAAAAUUGCUAUCGAUGAUAUGCUACAGCGUCUCUUCGAUACGUUGAUAUGGACAUUGAGAUAUUCCAUCAACAAUGAAAUUCACGAUAUCAAUCGUUUCCUAAACCAGGCAAUCGAAGUACUUAAUUCUAGACCUCAGUCAGUUGCCGAAAUUGCAGAUGCGAAUCAGAAGCAUAUCGAAUUUGGAAAAUCCAGUAAAGAGCUGAAGAGGACGCUUGGUUUGAUUGAGGAAAAAAAUGUUCUGUUAAGAUCGGUUGGCGGAAGUGGUGCUGAACAAUUACCAACCGUGUUAAAAUUGUGGGAGAAAUUUGAACUGAUGUUAGAUAGCCACCAGUCGAUGAUCAAAGAGCAGGUAGAGACACUGAAAUUAAAUGUUGGCACACGCCUGAAAUCACUAAAUGAUGAAAUUGAAAAAUUAUUUGUUCGCUGGAACCAAUUCAAACCGAAAAAUGAUCUUCUUGACGAUGACAGAAAUGCCGUGCUUGGAGCAAUACAUUUCAUUAAGGAAAAACGUGAUGAAUUCGAUGAGUUGCAGCAAAAACGAGAUACUUUAUUGGCUGAAUGUGAACAAUUCGGUAUUGAAAAAUCAGAAAUGCCGCUUUUUGAUGAAAUGGAAAAUGAUCUUAAAAACUGUGAAAAUAACUGGUUAUUGUAUGAACAGUUUAAUGUUGGCUUGCAAGAAAUGGCCGAUGAGGAAUGGAUUUUGUUCAGAUCAAAAACUUAUCGUUUUGAUGAUUAUUUGCAUGAAUGGGAUGAUAAAAUAAAAAAUUUGCCGGCCACACAUGUUACCAUUCGUUUACGCAAGGAAAUUGAUCAGUUUAAGGAAAUGAGUGCCGGUUUGAGAUACUGUCGAGGUGAAAUCUUAAGCAGCGAUCAUUGGCUAAUGUUGUUCCGAAUAUUGGGUAUGCCAAAAGGUACAACGUUGGAACAUUUGCGCUUUGGUAAUUUUUUGGAUGUUCAUAAAGUGAUCAGCGAAAAUUUGGAGGCAUUGAAGAAUCUAAAUGAACGUGCCCAAGGAGAAGUUACUAUUCGUGAAGCCAUUCAGGAGCUUGAACUUUGGGCCGAACAGGCGGAAUUCGUUCUAACUGACUAUAAACAUUCGAAUGGAACGGUUAUGAAAAUAAUCAAGGAUUGGAAAGAUGCAUUAAAUUCGGUAAAAGACAGUGAAGCAUUGCUCCAAUCGCUAAAAAAUUCGUCCUACUACGCCCAAUUCACUGAUAAAACAUCAAUUUGGGAAACACGAUUAGCUGACACUGAACAAUAUAUACAAUGGAUGAAUGAAAUACAGCGUAAAUGGAUUUAUUUGGAACCAAUCUUUGGACGUGGAUCUCUUCCAUCUGAAGCAUCUCGUUUCAGUCGGGUUGAUGUCGAAUUUCGUAUCGUCUUAAAUGAUGUAGUUGAAGAUCCGCGCAUCGUUAGCCUAAGCACACGAGCUUCGUUGAAGCGUACAUUGGAACAAAUCAUCGAUCAACUUAAUCGUUGUCAAAAAGCGUUGAAUCAAUUCCUUGAGGAGAAACGGAAUGCUUUCCCUAGAUUUUAUUUCUUGGGUGAUGACGAUUUGCUGGAAAUGUUAGGUCAGUUGAUGAAUGCAGCAGUAAUCCAAGCACAUCUUAAGAAACUUUUCCAGGGAAUUCAUAAAGUUAUAUUUGGUGAUAACGGUGAAACGAUAAUUGCGAUGGUUUCCAGUGAUGGCGAAAUUGUCCAGUUAUCAAAAUCAGUCAGAAUUCUCCCUGAAGCGGAAAAAUGGUUACAAGAGCUGUCCAAUGAAAUGAAAAAUACAAUCCGAAAACUAAUCACAAACUGUAUCGCUGAGACAUCUCCUGACCCUGGAAAAUAUCCAUCACAGGUUCUAUGUAUAUCGGAACAAAUUCGUUUUUGUGAAGGAUGCGAACGAAUUUUGAGUGGCAGAGGUGAUUUGCAAAACUACCGGAAGCAGUUAAAACAAACAUUAGCAAAUUACAUCAAUUCUGGAACAUCAGACCAUGUUUUGAAGCUUAAAUUAAAAGCGCUUAUAAUGGAUGUAAUCCAUAACAUAAAUAUCAUCGACGAACUAAUCGAUAAUUCGCCGUGCUCUAAAUCAUCAUGGGUGUGGCAAAAACAGCUACGAUUUUAUUUGGAAUCAAAAGAGCAAGUGGUAAUACGACAUAUUGGUGCACGGUUCGAUUACACCUACGAAUAUCAGGGUAAUGCGCCCAAAUUGGUUCACACACCGCUUACUGAUAAGUGUUACUUAACUCUUACACAAGCAAUGUCAAUGGGUCUUGGUGGUAAUCCUUAUGGUCCUGCAGGCACUGGAAAAACCGAAUCUGUCAAGGCACUAGCAAAUUUAUUUGGACGACAAGUUCUAGUAUUCAACUGCGAUGAAGGAAUUGACAUUUACUCAAUGAGUCGCAUUUUUAUUGGUUUGGUGCAAUGUGGCGCUUGGGGCUGUUUUGAUGAAUUCAAUCGUUUAGAUCAGACAGUGCUUUCGGCUGUAUCAAUGCAAAUUCAGGUCAUUCAAGAUGCAAUAAAAUCACGAUCAGGGAAAUGUAUGCUAGCUGACCGAGAUGUUCCUGUAGAUUUGAAUUCAGCGAUAUUUAUAACACUGAAUCCGGCAGGUAAAGGAUAUGGUGGACGACAAAAAUUACCGGACAAUCUUAAACAGUUAUUUCGUCCAAUCGUUAUGUCUGUUCCAGAUAACGAACUUAUCGCAGAAACACUUUUGAGUGCGGAAGGUUUUUGCAACGCGAAGCAGUUGUCGCGGAAACUGGUAUCAAUCUUCAGCUUAAGCAAGGAAAUGUUAAGCUCGCAGCAACAUUAUGAUUGGGGCUUGAGGGCAUUAAAAACCGUACUGCGCAGUUGCGGUAAUUUGUUGGCUAACAGGGUGGAUAAAAAUGAAGUUCAAGUGGUUGUUGAUGCACUGGCAUUGAAUACGUUAUCAAAGCUCACCUUUGAAGAUUGUAAACGUUUUAGCACCCUUAUCAACGAUGUAUUUUCAGAUGUUAAAAAAGACGCUAUGCAGAUUGAGGAAUUGCUAGAACCGUUGAAAUUGGUUGCUGGUGAAUUGAAGAUAGAAGUUACUGGUAUGCAGGUAAAAAAGAUAUUUGAACUGUACGAUCAACUGCGACAACGAAUGGGUGUAAUAUUGCUGGGUCCGAGUGGUUCGGGCAAAUCAACCAUAUGGAAAGUACUACAAAAAGCUAUGGCACUAAUAAAUAAGCCAGUAAAAAUUUAUCGAAUCAAUCCAAAAUCAAUGGCAAGACAAAAACUUUUGGGAUAUAUGGACAUUGAUACGCGUGAGUGGUCCGAUGGCGUUUUGACAGCAGCUGCUCGAGAAGUUGUCAGAGAUAGCAGUGUAUCAGCAUGGAUUAUUUGUGACGGUGAUAUUGAUCCAGAAUGGAUUGAAGCACUCAAUUCGGUGCUUGAUGAUAAUCGUCUGCUUACAAUGCCUUCUGGUGAAAGAAUUCAAUUUGGACCUAAUGUUAACUUCAUUUUUGAAACCGACAAUCUUGGUAACGCAUCCCCAGCAACAAUAUCUCGGAUGGGUAUGAUACUUGUAAGCGAGGAGCACAUGAGUAUUCAGGAGCUUAUCAGUAAUUGGCUUAAAGAGUAUAAUGAUGUCCAUCCAAAUAUGCUCAGUUGGAUCCGUGAUCAUUUAUACAGAUGCUUGGAUUGGAUUUGGACGAAAGGAAUCGUUGAAAUCAGUGUAAGUAGGACUGCUACAGUGAAAAAUGCGUUGAGUCAUUUAAGGGAUGUAACAUCAUGUGAUGAAUUUUUGGUAGCACUGUACCGUGGACUGGCUCAAAACAUUAGUCCGAAAUUUCGAAAUCAAUUCGCUACCGAGGUUGUGUUCAAUGAAAUAAGCUUGCCAGAUAAGCAAAAUCCUGGAAAUGUUUAUUACGACAAGCGAGCAAAAUCAUUAUUAGCUUAUACAGACGAAAUGAGUAUGCCAAAUAACAAUGAUCACUUACUAAGUGUGGAGCGUCCUUACAUUUUAACUGCUAAUGCACAGGCUAAUCGUGAUACUAUUCGCUCAUGGCUGGAUAACCGUAACAGACAACCUUUCAUAAUAUAUGGUGCAGAUGGCAGUGGAAAAGAAUGCUUGCUACGACAUUGUUUAGAAUUGGAUCCAAAUAGUCAAAUAGCUAUACUUCAUUGCAGUGCUCUAACAGGGUCUCAGCAAGUAAUAGAUUUAUUGCACCAGUACUGUGUACAAAUUAGUAGUGCAUCUGGAAGAGUGCUUAAACCUAAAGAGAAGCAAAAUUUGGUCUUUUACAUAAAAGCAAUUAAUGUUGUAAAGCCGGAUAAAUGGGGUACUUGUGAAAUAAUCGCUUUCUUGCAACAGCUUCUCACAUAUGAAGGAUACUAUAAUGAAAAAUUAGAAUGGAUCUCUCUGGAAAAUAUUCAAUUGGUAUUGUCAAUAACGUUGGCUAAUGAUGAAGGUCAUUACCUGUUACCGUCACGUUUCGUUUCUUUACUUAGAAUCUGUGCAGUUGAUUAUCCUACGAAGGAUGAGCUUAUCAUCAUCUACUCUUCAUAUUUGGGAUUUUUGAUAAAAGACUCGAUCGAGCCAUUGAGGCACCGAUUAAAUGACUUGGCAAGCAUCAUGGUGCAUCUAUUUAAUGAUGUACGGACUGCAUUCAAGCCAACUGAUAAAAUACAUUAUGUGUUCACACUAAAGGAUUUAUCAAAUUGGGUAUUUACCCUCACACGAUACGAUAUUACUGGUACUAAUGCUGGUGAAAAAUUUUUAUGUGCAAUGUUGUAUGAAUGUCGGCGAAUUUUCAAGGAUCGCUUGGUAAAUAAUGAGCAUAAACAACGAUUCGAAGAAAUCGUUAGUAAUAAUUUAUCAUCUGCUGCAGUAUGCAAUAUUGAAGAUAACUUGUACAUAUCAGCUCGAGGAGCUCUUUCAAUAACAAUGCUGAAAAGUACGCCAUUAUCAAUGGUACCACGUAAAGAAUACGCUAAGCUUUUACAACAAGCAGUCAAUCGAUACGAAUCCGAGAUAGCAAAUUUUAAAAUGCCAAUUUUUAAUGAAUUUGUCAAGUUAUGCUCUCAGAUUGACCGAGUUAUCACUACGCCCGGGGGCUCAUUGUUGCUAGCUGGAAGAGCUGGUAUGGGAAGACGUGAAGCUGCAUCGCUUGUUGCCAACAUGCAUCAAAUGCCUGUGUUCUCGCCUAAAUUGACAUCAUCUUAUGGAAUCAAACAGUUUAGAAAUGAUUUAAAAACGGUCAUCCAAGAUGCGGCAGUAAACGGUAAACAUGUUGUUUACAUUGUUGAAGAUUACCAGUUACUACAGGACGCAUUUCUGCAAUCCAUAAAUUCUUUACUAUCAUCUGGUAAUCUUCCUGGAAUAUUUAGUGUCCAGGAAUUCGACAGCUUUUUGGUAAACUUACGCGAACAAGCUUCGCAAGAUGCAUUCCAAGGCGACAUGUAUUCUUAUUUUGUUAUGAAAGUAAAGGCAAAUUUGCAUAUCAUCCUUAUUUUAAAUGUUGAUGAUGCUAAUUUUUCUGUAAAAUGCUCAUCAAAUCCGUCGCUAUAUAAGGAAUGUUCGAUCAUUUGGAAUGAAGCAUGGAAUAAGGAUGCUUUGUCAGAGUUAUCAGAAUCAAUUUUAUCGCGGCAUAACGUCAAGACAUCAAGUGAUAUACUAAUCGCUUUCGGACAAAUCUAUCACCAGUGUCCAGCCGAAAUAGCACCACCAGCAAAAUAUAUCCGAUUCAUCGAAAACUAUGCUUGUAUUCUGAAUAAAAAACGAACCGCUAUUGAGACACGAUCUAACAGGCUGAAGGCUGGAAUUGGUAAAUUGACGGAAGCACGUGAAUCUGUUUCAAACAUGCAAAAAAAAGCUGCUAAAAAGAGUAAGUUAUUGGCUGAAAAGCAAAGCGGUGCAGAUAUGGCACUGAAAGCAAUUUCACAAAGCAUGACGAAUGCAAAUUAUCAGCGGUCGGAUAUGGAACAACUUAAACUGGCAACUGUGAAAGAAAAUGAAAGGAUUGAGAAGCAAAAAAGUUUGAUCGAAGAACAAUUACGCGAGGUGGAACCUAUGCUACGUGAAGCUCGUGAAGCAGUUGGUUCUAUUAAAUCGGAGAGCUUAUCUGAAAUUCGAAGUCUGCGUGCUCCACCGGAAGCAAUCCGAGAUAUUUUGCAAGCUGUGUUGUUAUUUAUGGGUAUUUUUGACACAUCUUGGGAAGCGAUGAGAAAGUUUUUGGCUAGAAAUGGGGUGAAAGACGAAAUAAUUAAUUUUGAUGCCCGAGGAAUUUCACCUGAUGUCAACAAAAGGGUUUCUGCUCUUAUAAAAAGCAAGCAGUCAUCAUUUGAUCCAAAGAACGCAAAACGAGCAUCAGCAGCAGCAGCACCGUUAGCUGCAUGGGUACGAGCAAAUUUAGAUUAUUCGACAAUUUUGGAACGUGUUGCUCCAUUACAAAAAGAGAAAAAUGAUUUGAUUAAAAAUCUAAACGAAGCUGAGAAGCAAAUGGAAAAAUUAUCGAAAGGUCUACGAACGGUUGAUGAACGAGUUGCUGAGUUGAAACAUAACUUCGAAGUGCAUAUGAAAGAAGCAACACAGAUAAAGAUUGAUUUAGAUAAGCAGCAGGAAACCAUUGAUGUUGCUGGAACUCUUAUAGAUAGACUUAGUGGCGAGUAUGGGAGAUGGCAAGAGCAAAUCGGCAGUUUGCAAAAUGAACUUGAUUGCCUGGAAAAGGGUUCCCUUCUAUCUGCUGCAUUUGUAACGUUUCUUGGUUCAGAGUCAGAACAAGUUCGAAAUGAAAUUUUGAACAAAUGGAAGAAACUCCUCAAUUUGAGUGAUUUCAAUACACUUGAAUUCAAUGUUAUGGAGACCGAAAAAUUGAAUUGGAGUAACAAAGGACUUCCAACUGAUUCACUUUCGCAGGAGAAUGCCAUGAUUUUAUUUAAUACUACAGAAAUACCGCUGAUCAUCGAUCCUAGCGGACGAGCAUCGUUAUUUCUUGAAGAAUAUUUGAAAGAUAAGCAAUUAGAAAAAGUGAAUGCUAACGAUUCUAAUUUUCUUACUCAGGUUGAACUUGCUAUUCGUUUUGGCAAAUUUUUGCUUAUUGAUGAUGUGAAUAGAGUUGAACCUACUCUUAUCAGUCUUCUUCGGAAAGAUUUUUCGAAUCAAGGACCACGACGUAUUGUUCAAAUUGGUGAGAAAGCUAUUGAUUAUAAUGAUAAUUUUCGAUUGUACAUCUGCUCUAGGAAUAAUUUAUUGCGAUUAGAUCAAACAUCCAAGGCAGCCGUUGCCUUAAUAUGUUUCAGUAUCACACAAACGGGCCUUGCAUCACAAAUGCUCGGAUUGGCAAUACAAAUGGAAAAACCGGCUUUGGAAACUCGUUUAAAUGAAUUGACCGGUGAUGUGGAACAAAUGAAAAUUAAACUUGAUGGCAUUGAACAAUCACUUCUGCAAACAUUAGCUUCAUCCGAAGGAAGUCUUUUGGACAAUACGGAUUUGUUGGAUUCCUUGAAUAAAAGCAAAGAAAAUGCAGAAACCACUGCAAUAUCACUGUCUGAGGCUGAUAAAUUGCAGAAGCAACUUAUUAAGGAAAAGAAUGUAUAUCGACCACUAGCAGAAGCUGCAAGUAAUUUAUACUUCAUUAUUCAUGAUUUGCACAAACAAGACCCCAUGUACAACUUUAACCUCAAUAUUGUAAUAAACCUGUACAACCGUACAUUUAGCAAAGUUAAGGAAAGUACAAAUACAAUGGGACGAAUAGAAAAAUUGCGACGGGUACUCCAACAUACCGUUUAUGAAUAUGUAUCACGCGCACUUUUUAAAAAAGAUCGUUUGAUGUUUUCAAUGCGAUUUGUCCAUGGAAUACAACCAUCUCUCUUUGGGCAAAAUGAAUGGGAAUUAUUCACGGGUUUGAUUGUUGAUGAUGUCACGGUCUCUUCCAUGGAAGAGAUUGACUGGAUUGGUUGUGAACGAAAAGCAAAUGUUGCUAAAUUGCAGAAAUAUUUGCCUACAUUAUUCAACAAUCUUCGCUUUACGGAUCAUAGAUUAUGGAGUGAAUUUGCUCGUACGAUAAACUGCGAAACAGUAUUUCCACCUUCUGUCGAUGCAGUUAUAACACCAUUCCAGAAAUUGCUCGUUAUUCAGGCUGUUCGACCAGAGAGACUUUAUUUUACUAUGAUCAACUUUGUUACUGACGUAUUAGGAGUUCCGUCAAUCAAUCCACCUCCACUAGAUUUGAAGUCAAUCUACAAAUCAGAAAGCAAUGAAAAUGAGCCGAUCAUGAUAUUGAUUAGUCCUGGUGCAGAUCCAUCACAAGAACUGGAAGAAUUGGCUCGAAAAGAAAUAUCUAGAACGAAAUUUUAUCAAAUUUCGAUGGGCCAAGGACAGCGACAAGCAGCUCUUGAAGCAAUUCGAACAUGUGCUACAAGUGGUGGUUGGGUGUGCUUGAAAAAUUUGCAUCUCGCCGUCAGCGAUUUAGCGGCAAUCGAGAAGGAAUUUUUGACAUCGAAACGAGACCCUGGUUUUCGUCUGUGGUUAACUUCCGAAUCAAAUGAGCAUUUCUCUCCGCAGCUACUUCAAGCCUCAUUGAAAAUUGUUUACGAAGCACCGCCUGGCAUCAAGAAUAAUAUGAAAAGGAUUUAUGCUCAAUGGCAGCAAUCUGAGCUUAAUUUUAGUGCUGUUUAUUUGCAAAGUUUAUUUAUGUUAGCUUGGUUACAUGCACUUCUACAGGAGCGACGAAUGUUCAUACCUGAGGCUUGGUCGAAGUUUUAUGAAUUUAGCAACAGCGAUCUACGAGUAGCCAAGAAAUUUGUUGAAGAUAUUACAAAAGAUGACAAAGCUGUUGAUUGGCAACUACUUCGUGGCCUCAUGCAAACUGUUGCAUAUGGUGGACGUAUUGACAAUGAUUUUGAUAUGAACGUUCUAGUUGUUUAUUUGAAACGCUAUUUCAAUUCAUCCGUUAUUGGCAUAAAUGGUCCUGAAAUUGCGCACCAUAUUUCUGUCCCAUUUUCAAGCAAUAUCACGGAUUACACUAACAUCAUUAAUACAAAUAUACCUGAUGACGAUAAUCCGACAUUGUUUGGCUUGCCCUCAAAUAUAAGUACUGCACGUGAAAUAGCGGAAACGAAUAAAACGAUUCUCCAAAUACGUAGCAUGCCAGUUGUUGCCAGCGAAGCUGUAUUUGACAGGAAUGUAUGGAAUAAAGCUCUGAAUCCAAUUAUAACACUUUGGAAGCGACUCAAUUCUCAAUCAACGUUGCAUUCCAUGGAUAUACCAUUGGCACAGCAUACCGAUGAUCUCAUUCUAGAAAUUAUUUCCCUCGAAUAUAUUCAUGCAAUAAUGCUGGUUCAAAAAGUGCAUAAAUUCCUUGGUGCAAUAAGUAAAUGCUUACGUGGUAUUCAGUUGCUCACAUCAGAAAUUGCUAAUGGUGCACGGGCAUUAAUGAUGCAUCAAACACCAGAAGAAUGGCAAGAAGCAUGGAGAGGUCCAUCGGAUCCAGCUCAGUAUUUGACAGCUUUGAUACAUAAAGCUAAAUCAAUAGAACAAUUAUCACGCAUCAAUGACAGUCAUAAAAUAUUAGCUAAUCCAAUAAGACUUGGCAACAUUUUCCGACCUACCGCUUUCUUCAAUGCUUUACGGCAGUUAACUGCAAGGAAAAAGCACAUGUCAAUGGAUGAAUUCAAAUUAGGGACCGCGUGGAAUGCUGCAUUUCUAAAAAAUGAAAAUGUAAUGGAAAUAUCCGGAAUCCACAUCCAGGGAGUCUUUAUUUGAAGGACAUAUCGUUGAAACAAAACAAAUAUCGCCUACGGUUGCAACGGC